AUGAGGCGGCAGGAGGCGUUGGUGGUGACCGCGGCGGCAGCGCCCGAGGGGGGCCAGGACGGGGAGCAGCCUCGGCAGCCCGCGGGCUUGGGGUGCAGGGCGCGCGGGGAGCCCGGCGGCCCCCAGGAGCCCCGCAAACAGUGGAAGAAAUUUUUAUAUUGUGAGCCACAUAAGAGAAUUAAGGAAGUACUGGAAGAAGAACUUUAUAUUAACAGAGAUGAAUGCCACAUUAAAAAUCCACCUGCAGUGGCCCUGGAAGGGAUUUGGAGCAUUAAAAGAAAUCUCCCCGUGGGAGGCUUGAGGCCACCAGGACCGCCGGGCAGAAACAAUUUACUGCCACAAGCCAAGUACUACUCAAGGCAUGGAGGACUGAGAACUAAGACCUUGGCACCCUGA
Messenger RNA from Castor canadensis (American beaver), 396 nucleotides. RefSeq names its product chromosome 2 C11orf97 homolog (gene C2H11orf97). NCBI's taxonomy places the organism in Eukaryota, Metazoa, Chordata, Mammalia, Rodentia, Castoridae. Gene Ontology annotation, cellular component: ciliary base. The record is from RefSeq and is a predicted model, not a curated record.